AUGUAUUUUGUGCUAGUUCUGUUUGUUUGUGCCUGGAACGUAGUGCACGGGCAAGAUAUAGACGCUAUGACGAACUUGCCCAAGUACGAUUCCAGGUACGACUAUUUGGACGUGGACGCUCUGUUCAAUAGCAAAAGAUUAGUGAGGAAUUAUGUGGACUGUCUAAUUAACUCGCACCGUUGCUCGCCAGAGGGGAAAGCAUUGAAAAGAUUACUUCCGGAAGCUUUAAGGACAAAAUGCGUGCGCUGCACCGAACGUCAGAAGAAGACAGCGGUCAAAAUAAUAAAACGACUGAAACAGGAAUAUCCUGAUGAGUGGGCUAAGUUGGCUUCAAAAUGGGACCCCACCGGUGACUUCACGAGAUACUUCGAGGUGUUCCUGGCUAACGAGUAUUUCAACACAAUUUCCGGAUCUGGUGUUGAAAGCGCGUCCAGUUCUGAGCCGCCACCACAGCCGCCACAGCCACCGCUACCGCAGCCUAACGUGUUGUCAGUGUUGCCAGCUACGCCAGCGAAUUCCCGCCCUUCGCCAGCUCCGACGCUUAUUCCCACUACGGCCGAUGUUCGACCGCCCACGCCCGCCCCUUCUACACCGCUGCGUCCCCUGCUACUAAACAGGUUCGCUGAUGACGGUGAGCUGAUGAUGAGCAGUCCAUCGUCUGCUGUGGCAACGCCCCGACCGACCAUUGGGCCAAUGACCUCGAGGCCUACCAUCACCACGAGACCUAGACCCACGCCGAUGGAUUGGGCAAUGGUGGGGUCGGACGUCAUGCCCACCAAAUUCACAUUGCGCCCAAUAACGGACAUACCGCCGCCGUACUCCACAGCCAUAACCCUCAUAGACCAGAUUGGGAAUAAAAUCAUAAAGACAACAGAGCUCGUCGCCGAUAUUUUAAGGAAUACCGUGCGCGCUGUCGUCGGA
Iphiclides podalirius (scarce swallowtail) is the source of this 921-nucleotide messenger RNA. Lineage: Eukaryota; Metazoa; Arthropoda; Insecta; Lepidoptera; Papilionidae. The record is from the annotation of a GenBank genome assembly.